This is a messenger RNA of Dendrobium catenatum, 632 nucleotides long. Its product is annotated as probable histone H2A.3. Gene Ontology annotation, molecular function: protein heterodimerization activity; DNA binding; structural constituent of chromatin. Lineage: Eukaryota; Viridiplantae; Streptophyta; Magnoliopsida; Asparagales; Orchidaceae. Bases 44 to 445 code for a protein of 133 amino acids. Gene Ontology annotation, cellular component: nucleosome. The transcript has 2 exons. The record is from RefSeq and is a predicted model, not a curated record.
GAGCGUUCCUUCUAUUGAAUUCCUAAACCUAGAUUUCUUACCGAUGGCCGGAAGAGGGAAAGUGAUAGGUGCGGCGGCAGCGAAGAAGGUUACUUCAAGGAGCAGCAAGGCAGGGCUUCAGUUUCCUGUUGGUAGGAUUGCUCGAUUCCUCAAGACUGGCAAGUAUUCCGAGCGCGUUGGUGCUGGUGCGCCGGUUUACAUGGCCGCUGUGUUGGAAUAUCUUGCUGCUGAGGUUCUGGAGCUUGCCGGGAACGCUGCCCGGGACAACAAGAAAACGAGGAUAGUUCCAAGGCACAUUCAGCUUGCUGUGAGAAACGAUGAGGAACUUUCAAAGCUCCUUGGUUCUGUAACCAUUGCUAAUGGCGGUGUGAUGCCCAACAUUCACAGCCUUCUCCUUCCAAAGAAGUCCGGAUCUUCAAAGGCCGGUGCUGAUGCCGACAACUAGAUUGUGCAAUUUCUCAUUCUUUGUUCUUUCCGUUUAGAAAUCUCGGGAUUUGUAUAUGAGUAACCUUCUGAUGUAGUCCAUCAACUUGGAACUAUUAUUGCUAACGUUGUUUGUUUUCUUGUCCAAGUGUUACAGAAAUUGUAGGUCGUCUUGUCUGACUAUUUCAUGGUGUUUGGUUCUGUGAUUA